This is a messenger RNA of Balaenoptera ricei (Rice's whale), 1319 nucleotides long. RefSeq names its product SERPINE1 mRNA-binding protein 1-like. The transcript has 2 exons. Gene Ontology annotation, molecular function: mRNA 3'-UTR binding. NCBI's taxonomy places the organism in Eukaryota, Metazoa, Chordata, Mammalia, Artiodactyla, Balaenopteridae. The record is from RefSeq and is a predicted model, not a curated record. Gene Ontology annotation, cellular component: nucleus; cytoplasm.
AUGACCAAAAUUAAUACAAGGGCAGAGGAAAGUAUGAAAAUUGGAAAAGAGCCCGGCCAUCUUGCGGGAAGGGCUGAAGCAGGCGCUCUUGGCUUGGCGCGGCCCGCUGCAAUCCGUGGAGGAACGCGCCCCCGAGCCGCCAUCGUGCCUGGGCACUUACAGGAAGGCUUCGGCUGCGUGGUCACCAACCGAUCCGACCAGUUAUUUGACGACGAAUCGGACCCCUUCGAGGUGUUGAAGGCAGCAGAGAACAAGAAAAAAGAAGCCGGCGGGGGCGGCGUUGGGGGCCCUGGGACCAAGAGCGCAGCUCAGGCCGCAGCCCAGACAAGCUCCAACGCGGCGGGCAAACAGCUGCGUAAAGAGUCCCAGAAAGACCGCAAGAACCCGCUGCCCCCCAGUGUCGGCGUGGUUGACAAGAAGGAGGAGAUGCAGCCGCCCGUGGCGCUUAAGAAAGAAGGAAUAAGACGCGUUGGAAGACGAUCUGAUCAACAACUUCAGGGUGAAGAGAAGAUAAUUGAUAGGAGACCAGAAAGGUGACCCCCUCGUGAAGGACGAUUUGAAAAGCCACCUGAAGAAAAGGGUGAAGGAGGAGAAUUUUCAGUUGAUAGACUGAUUAUUGACUGGCCUAUCCGAGGCCUUGGUGGUCUUGGAAGAGGUCGAGGAGGUCGUGGACGGGGAAUGGGCCGGGGAGGUGGCUUUGAUUCUCGUGGCAAACGUGAAUUUGAUAGGCAGAGUGGAAGUGACAGAUCUGGCCUGAAGCAUGAGGACAAGCGUGGAGGUAGCGGAUCUCACAGCUGGGGAACUGCCAAAGAUGAAUUAACUGACUUGGGGCAAUCAAAUGUGACUGAGGAAACACCUGAAGGUGAAGAACAUCCAGUGGCAGACGCUGAAAAUAAGGAGAAUGAAGUUGAAGAAGUAAAGGAAGAAGACCCAAAAGAAAUGACUUUGGAUGUGUGGAAGGCUUUUCAAAAUAAGGACCAGGCAAAAGUAGAAUUUAAUAUCUGAAAACCCAAUGAAGGUGCUGAUGGGCAGUGGAAGAAGGGAUUUGCUCUUCAUAAGUCAAAAAGUGAAGAGGCUCAUGCUGAAGGCUCGGUUAUUCAUCACCAUUUCCGGAAGCCAGCAAAUGAUAUAACGUCUCAGCUGGAGAUCAAUUUCAGAGACCCUGGCCGCCCAGGACGUGGUGGCAGGGGAGGACGAGGUGGCCAUGGGCGUGGUGGACGUCCAAACCAUGGCAUCAGGACUGACAAGUCAAGUGCUUCUCCUCCUGAUGUGGAUGACCCAGAGGCAUUCCCAGCUCUGGCUUAACUGGGUGUCAUAAG